Molecule: messenger RNA, 663 nt
Organism: Sabethes cyaneus
Lineage: Eukaryota; Metazoa; Arthropoda; Insecta; Diptera; Culicidae
Product: larval cuticle protein A3A-like
Exons: 3
Coding region: 1-663 (220 amino acids)
Cellular component (GO): extracellular matrix
Source: RefSeq, a predicted model, not a curated record
AUGAAUGCUGGUGAUGGCGAUAAAAACGCACGAUGGAACCUCUGUCUCCCUCUCUGCACCCGCACCCUGCACCACAAUGCACCACAAUCAACGUCGCCGUAUCAACAGGUAUUCGUCCUUCUCGCUGCCGUCGCCGUCGGUGUCAACUCGGUGGCAAUCGGUGUAGCCGCCCCAGCUGCUACCCUCGUAAAGACUGAAGAAUAUGACGCUCACCCACAGUACAGCUUCUCGUACGAUGUCCAGGAUGCGCUCACCGGUGACAAUAAGCAGCAGCACGAAACCCGCGACGGAGAUGUUGUGCAAGGACAGUACUCUCUGGUUGAACCCGAUGGCACCCGUCGUACCGUUGACUACACCGCCGAUCCCAUCAACGGCUUCAACGCGGUCGUAUCCAAGUCCAGCGAUGCUGCUCCAGUGCUGAAGACCGUUGCCGCUGCCCCAGCCUACGUCGCCCAUGCAGCUCCGGCCGUCGCCGUACAUCACGCCCCGGCUUUGGCCUACUCGCACGCUCCGGCUCUGGCUGUUGCCCACCAUGCCCCAACCUACGCCUACGCUCAUGCCCCAGCCGUUGCCGUGCAUCACGCUCCAGCUGUUGCCUACCACGCCCCAGCCACCACCCUGCUCCACCACGAACCGGUGCUAUCGCACGCUGUCUACCAUUAA